Molecule: messenger RNA, 870 nt
Organism: Mya arenaria
Lineage: Eukaryota; Metazoa; Mollusca; Bivalvia; Myida; Myidae
Exons: 6
Coding region: 142-843 (233 amino acids)
Source: RefSeq, a predicted model, not a curated record
CAUGUAUUGUCCAAUUAAAGUCUUCCUACCAAAUGGCCAAGUGAGCUGAAUGUCAUCGAAGAAAAUGUGAUGAAAAUUAGGAAGACAUUUCUUACGUAAUUGAAAGAUUUUACUAUUUUUAGAUAGACAACAUAAUCCGAAAUGUUUGCCCAGGCCACACUACAACCACCGCUCCUGGCUGGUGUGAUGUCACAAAUGUCCACAUUGAUUGCUGCUGCCAGACAGAACAUCCAUUUGGCCAGACCACAGGCUCACAGGUCUGAGACCACUGCAGCAUAUACAGGAAGGCACAGCAAGAACACAGAAGAAAAAAGGAGCGAGCAGAAUAGAAAAGCAGAUAUCUCUCUCAGUGCAGACCUUCAGCGAUGUAUAGAACAAUUGUUAGAAAAUAGAAAUUUGCAAAAAGUGUGGCCAAUGUUCCUAACCCCCCAACCAGAUGCCAGGAGCUACCAAAACUGGCGGAGCUCCUAUAUAUCCUCGCCAACAUUCUUUGAAAACAAAUCAGGUUUUGCCGAAGAGCUUCUUUACAAGACUAGUCAUUUAAAUCCUGCUCUUUUGAAAAGUAUUUCAUCCCUAACACAGAAUCAGGCUGCAGUGCUGUUCACACAGAAAAGGUUCAUUGGUUUGUAUAUGAAUGAAUCAAGGAACCCAGUGAAGGGGACCAAGAAGAGACCACUCGGAUUUGGAUUUAAAAGCAAGCCCGUAGAUGACAUAGAUCACCUCAAAAUGCCGAAGGUUUUGACAGAAGAUGACAGGUCAGUGCAGAAGAAAGUAAAACUGGCGUACACACUUGGUUUCGUGAGCGGCGUAAGUCGCCACAAACUGAUGACAAAACGAAAAUGAAAUAUGGCCGAAUACUCCUGGGUGGAC